This is a messenger RNA of Aspergillus tanneri, 597 nucleotides long. RefSeq names its product G2-specific serine/threonine protein kinase. The record is from RefSeq and is a predicted model, not a curated record. Gene Ontology annotation, biological process: chromosome segregation; protein phosphorylation. The transcript has 2 exons. Lineage: Eukaryota; Fungi; Ascomycota; Eurotiomycetes; Eurotiales; Aspergillaceae. Gene Ontology annotation, molecular function: ATP binding; protein kinase activity. Gene Ontology annotation, cellular component: centrosome; nucleus; cytoplasm. The coding region runs from base 1 to 597 and encodes 198 amino acids.
AUGUCCCCUGAAAUCUGUGCUAGAGAGAGCUAUGGGUUCCCAGCAGACAUCUGGGCACUUGGCUGUACCAUGUACGAACUGUGCCAGCAAGACGUUCCCUUUAACGCCCAGGCAGGCGCGUUGCUAGUUCGUGAAAUACUUGAUGGAAGACCCAAACCAUUGCCAAAGAUUUACUCUGAGACACUGAGGACACUAAUUGGCGACUGCUUAAGGCGUAACCCGGCUCGGCGUCCUGAUGCGCGGUCCUUACUGAACCAUCCAAUAAUUCGACUAGCACAAAGAAGCCCUCCACUUCAGGUUGUGCAAAACCAACAUACCUGUAAUAUAGAAGAGCACGACAGAAUCCAGUCGGAGCUCGAGGAAGUCAAGAGGCAGCUGGCUGAUGUUUUAAACGAAAAAGCUACUAUGGCGCCUAAGGCGGAGUAUUCCAGCCAGGAUAAAGCAGUGCAAGCAGGCGCUUCCAGGUUCCGGUCCGUCAACAAGGGCGGUUCCGGGUCACAGAAUCCGAGCUCCGGUGGUGGCCGAAAGUUCGAUGCAGACGUAUGGCUUAAAGAGAUAGAAAAUCUUUCAUCUAUCCUGGAGAGGUCAAAGGCCUAG